Molecule: messenger RNA, 2028 nt
Organism: Ictidomys tridecemlineatus (thirteen-lined ground squirrel)
Lineage: Eukaryota; Metazoa; Chordata; Mammalia; Rodentia; Sciuridae
Gene: Rragb
Product: Ras related GTP binding B
Biological process (GO): negative regulation of autophagy; positive regulation of TORC1 signaling; cellular response to starvation
Cellular component (GO): lysosome; Gtr1-Gtr2 GTPase complex; nucleus
Molecular function (GO): GTPase activity; GTP binding
Source: RefSeq, a predicted model, not a curated record
GGCUGCGGUGAGGUACCUGGGAUCCUGAAGGGCGGGCGGUUAGGUCGUUACCGCCGCCGCCGCUGGCGGACUAAACCGGGCGGCCAGGAGCGAGCAACCUGGCGGCUGAGGCGUUCACUGCAUAGUGCCUACGGCACCGGGUCAUCUCUUUCUGCGACCUCCGCCUUCGCGGUCCCCACCUUUUUGAGGGCGAAAUCACUUUUGGGUUUCGAGACCUUGCGGCGUGAGGCCCCAAAUCGGGGAGACUCCCCAAUUUACCUGUCUUUUCCUCUAUUCCUCCAUCUCUUCCUUUGCACCACUGAAUCACUUGGUUUUUGGCUGGCCUGCUUGGCCGUGCCUUGAGGCCAAGUUCGGGGCGGUAAAGGUAACGGUGGGGAAAGCGGCCCCCCAGUGGACAAAGGCAGAGGCAAGAAUAGAGCAGGCCUGAGGGCCGCAGUCAAUGAGAAUAGGCAGUUGAGGGGGUGAACGAGAAAAAGAGUACUGCGGAUUUAGAAGGGACUGGAAAGGACUUGUUGCACGAUGGAAGAAUCUGACUCUGAGAAAAAGAUGGAGAAAGAGAAUCUGGGGCCGCGAAUGGAUCCUCCACUAGGGGAACCGGAAGGCUCGCUUGGGUGGGUGCUACCAAAUACAGCCAUGAAGAAAAAGGUGCUGUUGAUGGGUAAAAGUGGGUCUGGUAAGACCAGCAUGAGGUCUAUUAUCUUUGCAAAUUAUAUUGCCAGAGACACACGUCGGCUUGGUGCAACAAUACUAGACCGUAUACAUAGUCUUCAAAUUAAUAGCAGUUUGAGCACCUACUCUCUCGUAGACUCUGUUGGAAAUACAAAGACAUUUGAUGUAGAACAUUCUCAUGUUCGAUUUCUGGGAAACCUGGUAUUGAACCUGUGGGAUUGUGGUGGACAAGACACCUUCAUGGAAAAUUAUUUCACUAGCCAACGGGACAACAUCUUCCGAAAUGUGGAGGUUCUGAUUUAUGUCUUUGACGUGGAGAGCCGCGAACUUGAAAAGGACAUGCACUAUUAUCAGUCAUGCCUGGAAGCCAUUCUCCAGAACUCUCCAGAUGCCAAAAUUUUUUGCUUGGUUCACAAAAUGGAUCUGGUACAGGAGGAUCAACGGGACCUGAUUUUUAAAGAGCGAGAAGAAGAUCUGAGGCGUUUGUCUCGCCCGUUGGAAUGUUCUUGUUUCCGAACAUCUAUCUGGGAUGAAACUCUCUAUAAGGCUUGGUCCAGCAUUGUUUAUCAACUGAUUCCCAAUGUUCAGCAGCUGGAAAUGAACUUAAGGAAUUUUGCUGAAAUUAUUGAGGCUGAUGAAGUACUUCUGUUUGAGAGAGCUACUUUUCUGGUGAUUUCUCAUUAUCAAUGUAAAGAGCAGCGUGAUGCUCAUAGAUUUGAGAAAAUCAGCAACAUUAUUAAGCAAUUCAAGCUGAGCUGCAGCAAGCUGGCUGCCUCUUUCCAGAGUAUGGAAGUCAGAAACUCUAACUUUGCUGCUUUCAUUGACAUCUUUACAUCUAACACUUAUGUGAUGGUUGUGAUGUCUGAUCCAUCCAUUCCUUCUGCAGCUACUCUGAUCAACAUCCGCAAUGCCAGGAAACAUUUUGAAAAGCUGGAAAGAGUGGACGGACCAAAGCAGUGUCUUCUCAUGCGCUAAACAUUGCUGAAUACUAUUUCACACAAAAAUUAAAACACUGUUUAUUAAUUAAUCUUAAUGUUGUAUUAAUAUGUGUAGGCCCCGAAAUGUUGUAAUGUGUACCACUUCUGUAUUCCUUCUCUAUUCCCCAGUCUUAAUGUUUAAUCUUGAAUGCUAUUUACUCAAAUAGCCAGUGAGGAGUUAGGUGAACUGUCUAUGAAGUUGGUGUGACAUAAAAGUAGUAUAUAUGUAAGUGUUCUGAUAACCUGGUUCUAAUAGUGUUUAAGUGUCCUAUAACCUGGUUCCAAUAGUUGUGUAUGCCAAAGCCUUUCCCAGCAUCCUCUUGUAUUCCGUAUUAGAUGGUAACCUAUAAGUUUGAAAUAUUACUGUUUUCCUCAGCAUGCA